This is a messenger RNA of Populus nigra (black poplar), 3695 nucleotides long. RefSeq lists its product as uncharacterized. The record is from RefSeq and is a predicted model, not a curated record. Lineage: Eukaryota; Viridiplantae; Streptophyta; Magnoliopsida; Malpighiales; Salicaceae. The coding region runs from base 622 to 3438 and encodes 938 amino acids. The transcript has a single exon.
UUAUUUAUGUGGUGCAGUGAGGGAGAGAGAGGGACUGAAAAAAGAAAGAGGUUCUUUUUUUGAGCUCUCUUGAGUGUAUUAAUGGAGUCUUGAUGAUACAAGUGUGUUUAAAAAAAGGUUCUUUAAACUGUGUAUCCAUUUAACGUGAAACCCUUUUUCUGUUUCUUUCUUUUGACAGUCUUGCUUGUUGCGUGGGACUGUUUUUUUUUUUUUUUUUGCAAGAUUUAGGGAUCUGGGUUUCGGGGUUCUAGGGUUUGACUCUCUCUUUCUUGCUUUCCUGGGUUUCUUCUAAAUUUGUUUCUUUCUUGUACUCUUUACUGAAAUGGGGUUUCUGACUUUAGUGAAACGAGUCAUUUCAAUUAUGAGCUCUGGUUUUUGACCUGCAAUUUGUUGAAGCCUACAUCUUUGUAUAGAUUCUGUUUAUAGUUUUGGGUUCUUUAUAAAAAAGUUGGAUUCUUUGAAACAAAUCUUGAUCUGGUUAGGGUUUUCAAGCUGACCCUUCUUUUUUUGUGAAUUCUGAGUUUUUCUUAGAUGAGCUGAACCCAAACUGUUUUUGUUGAAUCUCGAGCUAGAUUUGCUUUCUUGGCUUUGUCUCAGUUGAUUGUGAAGUUACAAGAUUUGAUGCAUCUUUCACUGUGGAAACCUAUAUCUCACUGUGCUGCUCUGCUGUUGGACAAGAAGAGCAGAAGGAAAGAUGGGUCUGAAUCCAGUCUUGAAAUCAAGAGGAACUCAUCAAUUCUUCGAAAACUUCAAGAACACAAGCUCAGGGAGGCACUUGAAGAAGCAUCUGAAGAUGGGUCACUCGUUAAAUCUCAAGAUAUGGAGUCUGACACUCUUGCAAACCAAGAUGAGAGUCUUGGGAGGUCAAGAUCACUAGCAAGGCUCCAUGCGCAGCGAGAAUUCUUGCGUGCCACAGCGCUAGCUGCUGAACGAAUAUUUGAGAAUGAAGAUUCUAUACCUGACCUUCUUGAGGCAUUUUCCAAGUUCCUCACGAUGUAUCCAAAGUAUCAGUCGUCAGAGAAGGUUGAUCAGUUAAGGUCAGAUGAAUAUGCACAUUUGUCUCCAAAGGUAUGCCUUGAUUACUGUGGAUUUGGGCUUUUUUCAUAUCUUCAGUCUUUGCAUUAUUGGGAGUCUUCAACAUUUAGCUUAUCGGAGAUAACUGCCAAUUUGAGUAACCAUGCUCUGUAUGGUGGUGCUGAGAAGGGCACUGUGGAACAUGAUAUAAAGACUAGAAUAAUGGAUUAUUUGAAUAUCCCUGAGCAUGAGUAUGGUCUUGUUUUCACUGUGAGUAGAGGCUCGGCCUUUAAAUUACUUGCUGAAUCGUACCCUUUUCAUACCAAUAAGAAGCUGUUGACCAUGUUUGAUUACGAGAGCCAGUCUGUGAAUUGGAUGGCUCAAAGUGCCAAAGAGAAGGGCGCAAAAGUCUAUAGUGCAUGGUUUAAAUGGCCAACUCUUAAACUUUGUUCCACUGAUUUGAGAAAGCAAAUUUUGAACAAGAAGAGGAGGAAGAAGGAUUCUGCAGUUGGUUUGUUUGUAUUUCCAGUGCAGUCAAGAGUUACUGGGGCAAAGUAUUCGUACCAGUGGAUGGCGCUGGCUCAACAGAACCGUUGGCACGUAUUGCUUGAUGCUGGUUCAUUGGGUCCUAAAGAUAUGGAUUCACUUGGUUUGUCCUUGUUCCGUCCUGACUUCAUUAUCACAUCAUUUUACAAAGUAUUCGGACAUGACCCCACUGGUUUUGGAUGUCUUCUUAUCAAGAAAUCAGUGAUGGGAAGCCUCCAAAAUCAGUCUGGGAGUACAGGGUCUGGAAUGGUAAAGAUUACACCUGAGUAUCCUAUGUAUUUGAGUGAUUCUGUGGAUGGGCUGGAUGGGUUGGUUGGUGUUGAAGAUGAUGAGGUUGCUGGGAAUGCUGAAAAAACCACAGAAAUUCGCCCAGGAUCACAGUUGCCUGCCUUUUCUGGUGCUUUCACAUCUGCUCAGGUGAGGGAUGUAUUCGAGACUGAGAUGGAUCAUGAGAACAGUUCUGACAGAGAUGGAACAAGCACUAUAUUUGAAGAAACUGAAAGUAUUUCAGUGGGGGAAGUGAUGAAAAGCCCUGUCUUUAGUGAAGAUGAAUCGUCAGACAACUCAUUCUGGAUUGAUUUGGGUCAGAGUCCCUUGGGAUCAGACAAUGCUGGCCAAUUGAACAAGCAGAAACUGGCCUCUCCGUUACCACCUUUCUGGUUUUCUGGCAAGAAGAACAACAAGCGACUCUCUCCAAAACCAACAUCUAAGAUAUAUGGCAGCCCAAUGUAUGAUGACAAAGGGGUAAACUUGGGGUCACAUGAUGACCACCAUAUGUUGUCAUUUGAUGCUGCUGUUCUAUCAGUUUCACAGGAACUGGACCGUGUUAAGGAGGUUCCUGAAGAAGAACAAUUUUCAGAAACAGACCUCUCUUCAAGAAAUAAUAAGGGCUCAGAUGAUUUGCAUGUUCAUGAGAUUGAGGAAGAACCGGGAACGAGCUCCUUUUCAAACUCCGCCAUAAACAGAUCCCAUAACAAUAAUUCAACCUCUGGAUCGCAUCAUAACCUAACAAAUGGCUCAACUGCUGCAAUUUGCUCGGAGAUGAAAGAAAGUGCUAUAAGACGAGAAACAGAAGGUGAAUUCAGGUUGUUGGGGAGAAGGGAAGGGAGUAGAUAUGCUGGUAGUAGAUUCUUCGGGUUGGAAGAGAAUGAACAUCCAAGCAGGGAAAGACGGGUAUCAUUUAGCAUGGAGGACAACCGCAAAGAGCGUCCAAGCCAUACUCUGGAGCCUGGAGAGAUAUCUGCUACCAGCCUCGAUGAUGAAGAUUACAGCACUGAUGGAGAAUAUGUUGAUGGUCAAGAUUGGGAUCGAAGGGAACCUGAGAUAACUUGCCGACAUUUGGAUCAUGUGAAUAUGUUGGGUCUGAACAAAACUACUCUCCGGCUGAGAUUUUUGAUCAACUGGCUAGUAACUUCUUUACUUCAACUCAGGCUACCCAGUUCAGAUGGAGAUGGAAGGGUAAAUCUUGUACACAUUUAUGGCCCAAAAAUAAAAUAUGAAAGGGGUGCAGCUGUAGCUUUCAACGUCAGAGAUAGAAACCGGGGGCUAAUAAAUCCAGAAGUUGUUCAGAAGCUGGCUGAAAGAGAAGGUAUCUCUCUUGGCAUUGGUUUCCUUAGUCACAUAAGGAUUCUAGAUAGCCCAAGACAGCAACGUGGUUCUGUGAACCUUGAAGAUACGACUCUGUGCAGACCAAUGGAAAAUGGGCAUAAUAACGGAAAAGGUGGGUUCAUAAGGGUUGAGGUUGUCACAGCAUCUCUUGGAUUUCUGACCAACUUUGAGGAUGUCUACAAGUUGUGGGCUUUUGUUUCCAAGUUUCUUAAUCCAACCUUUAUCAGCGAGGGUGGCCUUCCAACUGUUGAAGAGGGCACGGAGGUUUGAUUUCCAGGACAUCUAUCAAUUGGGGUGCAAAAUCUGAGAGUCAGAGCCGAAGAUUGGGAGGUGUUAAAUCUGUGUGGCCAGAUCCUUUUGCUCUUCCUCGUGACUCUUUGAUGCAACGGGUGAAUUUGUUAAUUCUUGUUUGUUUGAUUUUUCCCUUUUGGGUUUUUUGUAGAGGUGGCUUUAGAAUCUGUAUCAACUCGGGGAGUUAUGUUGACCUCAAAACAGAAUUAUAUGGAUAUAACUUUCAGCACCAAAAA